Messenger RNA from Ctenocephalides felis (cat flea), 3719 nucleotides. Its product is annotated as nodal modulator 1-like. The record is from RefSeq and is a predicted model, not a curated record. NCBI's taxonomy places the organism in Eukaryota, Metazoa, Arthropoda, Insecta, Siphonaptera, Pulicidae. Gene Ontology annotation, molecular function: carbohydrate binding. The coding region runs from base 1 to 3654 and encodes 1217 amino acids. The transcript is spliced from 15 exons. Gene Ontology annotation, cellular component: endoplasmic reticulum membrane.
AUGACCGACGCCAAUUGCAAACUCUCCCGAUUGGUCAUCACAAGCACAAUAACUAGAUCUGACCAUCGGUCGUUCACUGCCCUACCUAACCAGUGCGCCCAGACCUCGGGUCGCAGCGAGCUGGGAGGCAAUAUUUUAGGAUGUGGCGGUUUUAUAAAAAGUCACAUAAAUAUGGAUUUUUCCAAAGUUGAAAUAAAAUUAUUUACGAAACAAGGCAGCCUCCGCGAGAAAACAGACUGUGCCCCCAACGGCUACUACUUCCUCCCUUUGUACGACCGUGGAGAAUAUGUCCUGAAAAUCUAUCCACCACCAGGAUGGAGCUUCGAACCCAAUCAAGUAGCUCUGAAUGUUGAUGGAAAGACUGAUCUGUGUUCUUCUGGAAAGGAUAUAAAUUUUGUGUUCAAAGGAUUUGGGAUAACUGGUCAAGUUGAGAUUUUGGGGCAGACCAAAGGACCUGAGGGUGUCAAGUUGGAACUGUUGAUGGAAGGAAGUCAGGAGAAGAGGGAGACUGUGACGAAUGAUGUUGGGAGCUUUUAUUUCACGCCUGUGUUUCCUGGGAAAUAUGUUGUUAGAGCAACUCAUCCUAGGUGGUCUUUUGCCAAAUCUGAAGUAUCAGUCACUGUAACAUCUGGAAAUACAGAUUUGCCUGCAAAGAGUUUGGUUAUUGACGGUUUUGAUGUACAGGGAACUAUAAACACAGCAGAUGUUUUAAUUGAUGAUAUAUAUAUUGGAAUUUUUGCUGAAAAAAAUGUCCCGAUGCAAUCAGUGAAAGGCUGUACCAAAGAAGCAAUGCCAAAUUUCAAGACUACAAGUUCCUCAAAAUAUUUGUGUUAUGUUAAAUCAGAACAAAAUGGAAAGUUCAACAUCAAAUCGUUGCCAUCGGGCACUUAUGAACUGGUUCCUCAUUAUAAUAAUAAUAAAAAUAAAGUUCAAUAUACAUUCAGUCCUAAGUCCCAAAAAAUUGUUGUGGAUCAUUCCAGUGUUGUCGUGCCAACAUCUUUUGAGGUUACAGGAAUAACAGUAUUCGGUAAAGUUUCAACUGCUCCCAAUGGCAAAGCAAUAAAAGGAGCUGAAAUCAUCAUAGACGAUAAACAAUUAACAAUUACAGAUGAACAAGGAAAUUUUGUAUUGAAAGAUUUCAAACCAAAUACUUAUGAAAUAAAAGUUAACGCAGAGGGCAUGAAGUUCAUUCCAAGAAACAUUCAAGUAACAUUGAAGAAUCCAAUAAUCCCCGAAAUAUUCCCUGAUGAGUUCAAAGUCUGUGGACAAGUCGUAUCGAACGACAAACAUUCCGUAUCAAUUCUUAAAUCAGGCGCAACCAACAAGAUAGUUGUCCAGACUACACCAGGAAGUGGAAAUUGGUGUCAGUUUUUGGCACCAGGAACAUAUCGGGUCGAAGUUGUGGUGGAUGAUGUUCAGAAAAUCGGAAGGACUACAUAUCAAAAUUUCUUUUUUUUCAGAUUCUUCCCUGUGUCGCAGUCCAUAGAUGUCGCACAAGGACCAGUAAGUGGCGUCGUCUUCUCGCAACUCAAAGCGGUCGUUUCUGGAACUAUUGACUGUCUCGCCGGUUCGUCUCCUGAUUGUAACAAUCAACAAGUAGUUCUGAAAUCGCUAAACAGCGAUGGAAGCUACUCCGGAGGAGACUUCAAAGUCAGCGCUAAUAAUGGUAAAUAUGUAUUUGAAAAUGUGCUUCCUGGCUCUUAUGAAGUAUUACUAAACCCUGGUGUGCUCUGCUUCGAGAAAACAAGCCAACAAAUAACAGUAACAAAAGAAAAACAUCAAGUUCCUGCUUUCAAACACACUGGAUACUCUGUAGUGUUUGAUAAUAGUCACAAGACAAAGAUGACCUAUUCAAAUAACAAAUUCCAAGAAACAAUCUCGCUAGAAGCUGGUGAGUCUAAAAUCUGUGUCCGAGACCAAGGUGUAUACACAAUGAGCUUUGAAAGUUGUCACACUUACGGCAAAUCAGCCGAAGAUUUAACUUUUGAUACAAGAAACUCCCCAAAACCUGUCAAGAUUGUGGCUUUGACUCAUGCUCAUGGCAUCAGGGUGGCGACUCCUGUUAAAGUUAAUGAUUUGUAUGUCAAUGUUAAAAUUGACAACGAACCUGAGAAAAAGGUUUACCUCUCAGAUAAAAACCUACUUACGUCUGACAGCAACAAGUAUGUCUACCAUCACACAUUACAAGUGGCUUCAGACAGUUUCGUACAAGUGCAACCAAUUUCUGAGAAACUUCUGUUCGAGCCCAAUAAAAUUGAAUUUGUUGGCAGCAACGACUGCAAGGACCAAGCUGCUGAGACUAUAAAUGCUAGGAUUGGAAAAGUUAUAGAAGGGCAAGUUACACCGGCUAUUGAGGGCGUUGUGAUCACCAUCGAAGCACCAGGUUUGCGUUUAGUGGCUCAAACCGAUAAGAGUGGCCGAUACAAAGUUGGCCCAAUUGAUGGAUCAAUUGAUUACAAGUUAUCAGCCGAGAAGGAUUCUUUCAUCUUUCAAGAGCAGAAUGGAAAUUUCAAGGCUCACAAAUUGUGCGAUAUCACAGUCUCUAUUCUGGACGUGGAAACUGGAAAGUCUUUGCAAGGGGUGCUUUUAUCCUUAUCGGGAGGUGAAGGUUAUCGAAAGAAUCUUCUUACAAAUCAAAAUGGUGCUGUUGUCUUCAAUUCAUUAAUGCCUAGUGACUAUUACCUUCGAGCAGUGAUGAAGGAAUAUGUCUUCGAACCGGCUUCGAAAAAAGUAGAAGUCAAAGAGGGACAAAGUGUUAAACUUGAAAUCAAAGGCAAAAGAACAGCCUUUUCAGCCUUUGGCUCAAUAACAUCUCUGAAUGGAGAACCAACUCCUAAUGUGGAGGUUGAAGCGGUUGGUCAAAACGAAUGUUCACAAUAUAGCGAAGAGGCUACUACAGAAACGAGCGGAAUCUUCAGGAUCAGAGGUCUGCAACCGAAGUGCACGUAUGUACUCAAGGUCAAAAGCGGCAACGGGUUCAAUAAACAUAUUGAUAGGUGGACGCCACGUGAGAUCGAAGUGCAGGUCCUGGACAAGGACAUUGAAGGCUUAAAAAUCAUCGUUUUCCACCCCAUAACCCAAAUGGACGUAACAGCUCACAUAACAGCAAGCAACAUCGACCACUACAAAAGCCUCCGCGUAAAACUCUUCCGAGAAAACUCCAUGGAUUCACCACUGCACAGUGUGAAACUAGAAAACCCCAACUUCCAAAAAGGCGGACGCAACCCAGGACUACGUGUUAUGUUCCCCAGAAUCCCCCUGGAUGGCAAAAACUACUUCGUGCAACUCGAAUCAACUUUAUCACCGAACCAAUAUAAAUACCACACACCAGCUGUACAAUUCCUGGCCAGCAGUUCCUUUAAACACAUAAAUCUGGAUUUCAAUGCCACGACUAAGGCGUCGGAACAAGAUUUGAACCAGACCAGCAUGUUGGCUUUGCCGAUGAUCAUUCUGGUGUCUUUGGUGUUUUUCAAUCAGCAGAAAGUAAGCGAUUUUUUGCAAAUUGUUGGUGAUAAGUUGAGCUCGGUCCAAUUGAAACCGAGUAAUAGUCAAUUUGCAGUUCAACAGAAUGUUGUGGUUGAUCAUCGAGAGAUUGAACAGAUUGUGCAGAAUAUUAAUGCUGUCAAAAAGAAGCCAAAGCCAAAGAAGAUUUAAGUAGACAAGCAAUAGUCAAAUUUAUAGGUUUUCAGUCUUAUUUGUAACAAGAAUGUAAAAUGCAC